Messenger RNA from Spea bombifrons (plains spadefoot toad), 5356 nucleotides. RefSeq names its product nuclear factor of activated T cells 5 (gene NFAT5). Gene Ontology annotation, cellular component: transcription regulator complex. The transcript is spliced from 14 exons. The record is from RefSeq and is a predicted model, not a curated record. Bases 430 to 4773 code for a protein of 1447 amino acids. Gene Ontology annotation, molecular function: transcription factor binding; RNA polymerase II cis-regulatory region sequence-specific DNA binding; DNA-binding transcription factor activity, RNA polymerase II-specific. NCBI's taxonomy places the organism in Eukaryota, Metazoa, Chordata, Amphibia, Anura, Pelobatidae. Gene Ontology annotation, biological process: cytokine production; calcineurin-NFAT signaling cascade; regulation of transcription by RNA polymerase II.
CUGACAUUCAGAGAGGAGCUCUUGGCACAGAUAAGUGUUGUGCAAGGAGUUAAUUUUUAGCGAGGACAAAAGGCAGAAGGGCCGUGGUGUUUAACUUGGAAGGACACAGCCCGUGAGCUGCCAGACAGGUUUAGGCAGAGCAGUAGAUAGGAAUUCUCUUUAAUGAUUCUGGCUCCCUUACAUCGCUGUGAGGCUUGAGAUUGCUCCCGAGUGACCUACUCGGCCGGGGAGUCUGUCCAUGCGUGUGCGCAGAACGCUGAGGACCGUUAACAGAGUGCCACUGUGCCCGUGCCAAGGCGGCCGCGCUGAUCGGGAGUCUGUCCGUGCAAACCUGAAGGGGCUGCUGUUACUGGACACGGGACUCGAAAUAAAGAGUGUUAUUGAUUCUAAACUUUGCCGUGUCUUAGCCCGACAUAAGCCUGCAGUAUCAUGCGCUCGCUCUCUGAGGACAUCUUCUCCACGCCGAAGCUCGCGAACCGAUGGGGGCACCAAGGUAUCAUCACUGGAGGCAGACGCACAGAAUCCGUUUAUGACCUUCUCCCAAAAGAGCUGCAGCUUCCGCCCUCCCAAGAGACGUCCGUCGCCCCAAUGAGUCAGACAAGCGGAGGGGAGGCCGGAUCCCCUCCGCCGGCCGUAGUCGCUGCCGAUGCUUCAUCUUCCUCCUCUUCCUCCAUGGGCGGUGCGCGCAGCUCCUUUACCACCACCUGCAGCCCUUCUAUUUACUCUACCUCACUCACCGAUACCAAAGCUAUGCAAUUGGAGACUUGCUCCGCUGCAGUGGGGGUAAGUAAACCCGGGGUAAGUGAACAGCUCUUGGCCGGCAAUGCGGGCCGGCAGCAGUCCAUGCCGUUGAGGUGGACGGUCCUCAGCAUUUCUCCGCCACCCGAAGACCUCCUGGACAGCAGUCAGAUGUCCUGCCAAGAUGACGGAGGUGGACAGGAUUCCGAGCAGAGCUGCAACAUGUGGACCGAGGAUUCCACCUCCAACUUCAGCAACAUGAGCUCCCGUUCUUACAAUGAUAACACCGAGGUCCCGCGUAAGUCCCGCAAGCGCAACCCCAAACAGAAGCCCGGUUCCAAAAGGCGGGACUCCAACAUGGACGUGUUCGAUGCGGACAGCGCCAAAGCCCCGCACUACGUGCUCUCGCAGCUCGCCUCGGACAACAAAGCCAACUGCCAGAGCGGAAACGGAGGACCGGAGAACCAGAAAGGAGCCAAAAAGACGCUGCUCCUAUGUGAGCAAUAUCCUAGCAAAGCCGAGGGCAAGGAGCUGAAAAUAACCGUUCAGCCAGAGACCCAACAUCGAGCCCGAUAUCUAACGGAGGGAAGCCGGGGCAGCGUGAAAGACCGCACUCAGCAGAGGUUUCCUACUGUAAAGUUGGAAGGUCACAGCGAGCCCGUGGUGCUUCAAGUCUUUGUGGGUAAUGACUCUGGCCGAGUGAAACCUCAUGGAUUCUACCAGGCCUGCAGGGUGACCGGGAGGAACACUACGCCCUGCAAAGAAGUGGACAUAGAGGGCACAACGGUCAUAGAGGUCAUGCUGGACCCCAGUAACCUGAUGACUCUAGCGGUGGAUUGCGUUGGGAUCCUGAAGCUCCGAAACGCCGAUGUCGAGGCUCGCAUUGGCGUCGCCAGCUCCAAGAAAAAAAGCACACGUGCAAGACUUGUGUUCCGUGUCAAUAUCCCUCGCGACGAUGGUUCUGUCUUAACACUACAGACCCCUUCGUCUCCCAUCCUAUGCACCCAGCCUGCGGGGGUGCCCGAAAUCCUGAAAAAAAGUUUGCACAGUUGCUCUGUUAAAGGGGGAGAGGAAGUCUUCUUGAUUGGCAAAAACUUUUUGAAAGGAGCAAAAGUGAUAUUUCAAGAGAACAUUUCAGAUGAAAAUUCAUGGAAAUCAGAAGCUGAAAUUGACAUGGAGUUGUUUCAUCAGAAUCAUCUGGUUGUGAAGGUCCCCCCCUUCCACGACCAGAACAUCGCAUCCCCUGCUUCUGUGGUGAUGUUUGUGGUGACCAAUGCAGGCCGAUCUCAUGACGUGCAGCCUUUCACGUACACUCCAGAGCCACCCAUCCCUGUAAAUGCUCUUAUAAAGAAAGAGAUACCGAGCCCAACACAGUCCUGUACUUUUGAAGACACUAUGAAAGCGGCUGUAGCCCCGUCUCCCUGUAACCUGGAGCAGGUGAACUCCCGAGGCUCUCCCGUUAAAUCAGGCAGUCUGAUCAAGAACGAGGAAGUGGCCCCCAUGGAGCUCACCGGAGAUCAGCGACCCUCACCUUUGUACAAAACAUCCAGUAUUGCUGCAACCGCUCAGCAGACUUUAGAGAACUCAUCCAGUGGGUCUUUUUCGCCCGCUGUAUCCCAUUUGCCUAAUGAGAACGAUCCGCAGACCCCAAUUCAGGUGUUCAGCCCAGAGCCGCUGUCCACCAUCCAAACACAAGACAUUGCACCAGCGAGCAGCUUUCAAGCUGUGACUUCUUCCAGCCAGUGUUCGAACAAUGACUCCAUCAUGCAGCAGGCGCAGUUUCAGGCUAUGGAUUCCCAGUCUAGAGAGACCAUGCAGUCCGAGAGGGCCUUAGCCGCAUUAUCACAAAUGGCAGAGGCCACACAGCAGCCUCCUCAGACUCCGUUGCAAGAACAAGCGCAGACACUGCAGCAGCAAAUGUUCUCAACAACCAGCGGCGUGAACCAGUUACAGGGCGUCAUGCAUCAGCUGCCAUCCAGCAACUUCCAACCAAACGUCACAGGCGGCAACGCAGAUGUGAACAUGGUUCAGCAAGUUCUGGAAGCGCAGCUAUCUCGCGUACUCUUUUCUGGACAAGGUGGGAGUGAAAAUAACCAGUCAUCGAUGGGGCAAGUUCAGGAGCAGCUCAAUGCUGGGAUGUUUCAGCAAGUGAAUUCGAUCCAAAAUAAUCCAAGCCCUGGGAUGUUUGGUUCUCCAGAGUCUGUGCAUUCUAGAUCAGAGAAUGUCCUCUCUGGAUGCCCUGAUAACCUUCUGCAGCAAGCCGAGAACUCCUUGUCAAGUCAGCAGCAGGCCAUGGAAACCACGGCAGCCCUUGUCAUGGAAAUGCAGCAAAGUAUGCACCAGUCUCCAGGACCAAUUCAAACCGAUCUCUUCCAGAGCCAGAAUUCUGGAGCCAGGGGCAUUCAGUCCCCAGUUUAUCAGCAUCAACAAGGGUCCCACCUGAUGAACAGCCUUUCCAACAAUGAAGAUAUGCAAUGUGACAUGUUCCCAAGCCCGAAUAUUUCUGGCAGUGAAGGCAGCGGUGGACAGCAGCAGGUAUCCGGCUCUGCCUCCAGUAUAUUCCAGGCUUCCCCUUCCCCAGACAACAAGAGCACGUCGGGACAGGCUGAACAAAUGCAAAGCGAUGUCUAUCAAAAUGUGGUCCAGAUGCAGCACAGCGGCGAAAGCCAAGCUCAGGUGAACCUUUUUUCACGAGCAGAAGACAUGCUUGGUGUUCAGUCUAGUGGGAGCCAGCAGCAAGGCAAUGGACUAUUCCAGCAAGCUGGGGAUAUAAUCAGUCUUCAGACAAGCAACUUCCUCCAACAAUCCCCUCACUCGCACGCUCCUCUCUACCAUACCCAAAAUACAAUAGGGGACAGCCAGAGUAUGCCCCAGGAUACUCAGGGCUCACUCUUUCACCCAUCCAGCUCUAUGGUACAACACCAGAGCACGGCGCCUUCACAAGAUCAAUUGCAGCCCCAGCUUUUCCACCCGCAGAGUACAAUUUCCGUUUUGCAGAACUCUUCUUCUCCAGAGCAGCCACCCGCGAACUUGUUCCUCUCUCAGAGCGCCAUGAACUCCCUGCAGGGUGGCGCAGUAGCUCAAGAGAAGCAGCUCUCCUUUUUCACGAGCCAGGGUUCCUUGCCGCAGCUUCAGACAGGUCAGAGCGCAGAGCAGCAGUCUCCUUUCCAGCAACAGGCCCAGCUGUCUCACAUGCAGAUUUCACAAGAGCAGCAGCAGCAGUCACAACAAGGCCUGUUCCAGUCACAGAACCAGCAAACCUCCAUCUUCCAGGCAACUCACUCCAUGGUUGGGAUUCAGACCAGCUCGUCGCAGCACGACCAGACUCCAAGCUUGCUUUUCAACACGCAGAGUUCAAUGGACACAAUGGGCUCCCAGGAACAGCAGCAGAGUAUGCUCUAUAGCUCCAGUCAAGAUCAGAUGACUACUCAGGAGCAGCAAAGCCAAGCCAUGUUUCACUCCCAGAGCAUGGAUUUCCAGGCUCAGAGUCCAGUUUCGUCCCAGCAUGAGCAGCAGCAACAGUCUCCUUUGUACCGCAACUCUCCGCAGCUCCAGUUGGUUCAGCAAUCUCCAACAUCCCCUGACCAGCAGGUGACCAUGUUUAUGUCUCCUGCUUCGAUGUCGGCCCUGCAGAACAGCAUGAACCAGCAGGAGCUGCAGCAGGCGAGCAUGUUCUCACAGUCUAUCCAGGGCAACGCGCCCUCUUCUCAGUCCCAGGCUGCCAUGUUCCACAGUUCCGCAGCGGGAGCCAUGAGUCAAAUGCAGAAUCAGCAAACAUCUCCGCAGGCAUCGGGAAUGUUUCUCUUCGGAAUCCAGAAUAGCUGUGGUCAGAUGAUGUCUCCUUCGAGCGGAUCUUUGCCGGAUCAGAUGAUGGCACUGGGCCAGUCUGGCCAGUCCCAAGGAGAUGGGCAGUCGGUGACCACACUUCUGUCUCAGCAAAUGACCGAGAGCUCCCAGAUGUCUUCAGAUCAGAAGAUCAAUGAUUUGCUCGUUUCUCUACAGAACCAGGGAAAUAGUUUAUCUGGCUCUUUCUAACCGAUGCAGUGAAGGACCCCCGGAAGAAUACUGUCAGUUCCGACGCCGUAAAACUGGAUUACUCUUUGUAUCAGCCACGGUCCAAAUAGAUUUGGUUUGUAGUGCUGUCUCCCCUGAUCUGUUAACGUCCUACUUCAGUAUUUAGUGACCAAGGGCUGCUGAGUGAAUAGAGUCUCAUACUCCAAAUGUUACUUCUUUCCCUAUCCACAGUUUUGAUGUUUACCUUCUAUUAGGUCCUUCUCCAUGACGUCUGUUUUAUUUAGGUUUGUGUGUGUAUAUAUAUAUAUAUCCGUGUACAUAAUAUAUAUAUUUUCUCAGUAUGCAUUGAAUUGCCCAUACAAAAAGCUGUGAUAGUGAGAGCCUGUCGCACUGGAUGUGUCACAGGUAGCGCUAGGUGUUGUGGAACUCACACUACAACGGUUACAACAUAGUGCUUUUCUGCAAUAAUCCCAGAGAGCAACGGCGGCACUUUCGUCUUCUCUUGCAUCUCAAAAUAACAGCGGCCACCGUGGGCACGCCGCGUAAAGAUGAUUGAUGCUGCUCUGGCAAAAAGCCUUCACCCUUGGCAGAAAAAAAAAAAGAA